AGAGAGAGACAACCGACUGCGGGAUGGAACUCAGCCGACUGCUAUGUAUGAGGAGAAUGCGAACGUCACGACAUAAAUACGAUAUGCACAUACAUCCCAUCUACUACUGUAUAGCAGGCUGAUCUCGCCUUCCGACUUUCCGCACUGAUUCUGCCUGAUCACCUCGGACAGGUACUUAACGAGCCACAUCCAGCGACCUGGUUACGGACUCCCCACGUUUCGUAUCGCCAUCUCGCCAUGCGUCUCCUACUGCAGCUUGUGUUCCUCGCCUCCGCCGCGGCGCACACCACACUGCCAGAAUGCCUCCUCGCCGCCUCAGUGCCAGUCCUCACGCCCUCCUCCUCCUCCCCCGCCUCCGCCGGCAACUUCACCACCGCAAUCCUCCCGUUCAACCUGCGCCUCCCCUACGUGCCCGUGGCGCUCGCGGUCCCCACCACAGUCUUGCAAGUCUCGGCGGCCGUCGUCUGCGCAGGCCACUACGGCGCAAAAGUUGCCGCGCGCUCUGGCGGCCAUAGUUAUGCUGCGUUUGGACUGGGUGGACAAAAUGGCUCGCUGGUUGUCGAUAUGAAACGCUUUCGGACGCUGGAGGUGGAUGCGGAGACCCAGGUGGCGACUGUUGGGGCGGGGAGGAGGUUGGGCGAUAUUGCGACGUAUUUGUUUGAGAGUGCAGGGAGGGCAUUGCCUCAUGGGUUGUGUCCUGGGGUUGGUAUUUCUGGCCAUGCCCUCCACGGCGGCUUCGGCUUCACCAGUCGGAUGUGGGGGACAACACUGGACACGAUCCUGUCGCUAGACGUAGUCCUUGCGAACGGAACCUUCCGGCGCGUCUCCUCCACGCAGCACGCGGACCUAUUCUGGGCGUUGCGCGGGGCAGGCUCCUCCUUCGGCCUCGUCACGUCCUUCCGCUUCCGCACCUUCGCGGCGCCCGUCAACGGCGUGGUAUACAACUACACCUUCCCUUCCUCCACCUCCCCGGGCGCACAAGCGGCCAUCUUUGCCGCCACCCAGGGCUUCGCCCACUCCGCGCCGUCGAACCUCGCCGUGCGCCUGUUCCUGCGCACUCCCGCUAUUGAGCUCGGGCCGCAAUUCUUCGUCUCUGGCGUGUUCUGGGGGUCCCGCGCAGGGUUCGACAGCACCAUCGCGCCGCUGCUCGCCGCGUGGCCGGCAGAUACCGUGCACGGCGUCCAGGAGCUGCCGUACCUCGACGCGCUGGUGUCGUUUAAUAACGGCGGGCAGCUGCCGCAGCCGAAGGAGUACACUGAGCACGGCACGUUUUUUGCAAAGAGCGUGGUAACGCCGGAAGCGCUGGGGAAUGCGAGUCUGGCGAGCUUCUUCGGCUUCGUCGCGGAUGCUACCGAUGCGCCGGUGCCGUGGUGGGUCAUCGCCGACUUAUACGGUGGCGCGAACUCGCGGAUCAGUAACGGGGACGCGGAGGGCGCCAGCUACGCGGGCAGAACCGCGUUCUUCACGCUGCAGCUGUACUCCAUCUCGGAUGUGGCGCAGACGGGGCCGUAUCCCGCUGAGGGCAUCGAGUUUAUGGACGCGCUGUCAAGGAGUAUUACAGAGCCCCAGGGCGAGACACAGUUUAUGGCCUACCCGAAUUAUGUCGAUCCCACGUACAGCGCGGAGGUGGCGCAUGGGUUGUAUUAUGGUGAGAAGUAUGAGAGGCUCCUGAGCAUUAAGAGGAGGGUUGAUCCUGAGAUGCGGUUUUGGAAUCCGCAGGCUAUUGGGGUUGAGUAGGGGAUGUAUAUUGGCGAUGUAUGUUGUCGAAUGAGUUAUGAGUGUAUGUACUGGCCGUGGACAAUCUCUAGAGACCCGAGUGGCAGACACAAGUACCUGUAAAUAGCUAUGAUAUCGGGUGAUGAGCCAUGUUCGAUCCCACAGUUCUGUAGCUGUAUACCGUAGGUGGGUAAUGGGUACAUCAAUCCACCUCCACCACCGCCACCCAAGAGUAGAGUCCUGACA
Molecule: messenger RNA, 1962 nt
Organism: Tricharina praecox
Lineage: Eukaryota; Fungi; Ascomycota; Pezizomycetes; Pezizales; Pyronemataceae
Exons: 2
Coding region: 238-1737 (499 amino acids)
Molecular function (GO): oxidoreductase activity; FAD binding
Source: RefSeq, a predicted model, not a curated record